UGCAAAGGAAGAACGUGACAGAGAAAAGGCUGAAAUAGCUCAGGAGAAAUUCGAGCGGAGAGAGGCUAGGCGACUGAAAAGAGAGGAAAAGGAAGCAGCAAGGGCUGAAAGACAGGCGAGAAGAGAUGCAGGCGAAGAAGGUGUGGAAUCGCCAGUUGAAGAAGAAGAAGAGUUGGACGAGGCAGAGUUAGCUGAUAUUGAGGAGGAGAAAAAAGAAAUGGAAGAGGAAGCAUUUAGGGCAGAACGAUGGCCCGCUUAUGUCCAAUAUGUUGAUUCUCUUGUUUCUCGUCAAGUGAUGAAAGCAAUCCAUUGUAGCCUUGAUUUGUUUGAGAAACAAACUGAUUUGGAAAAGGGGCCACGCGUACCAUUCAUGGAUGUUAUUGCAGAACUAAAAGACCCCGAUAUAUGUUUCACACCGUCUCUGGAUAUAAAGGAUUCAGGCGGUCUUUAUGACACGAUGAUUGAAAUGAUGAAAGAUAUGUUCCUUCAAGCCACAAUUUUCCCAAGGAUCGAUCCUAUUGUUCCCAUACCAUCGUAUGAAGAUGAUAUAUCAGGUGAAGAAUCUAUGAUAGAUCUCUAUCAUGAGAUUGCAAAGCGAAUAGAGAACAGUAUAACUGACGUUGUGCAAUACGCAUCGAAAUACGAAAAGUAUACGCCUCUAUGGCUAGAAGAUAGACAAGAAGUGUUGGCUAGUUUUCUUAAAUAUGGCCGAGUGAUUCCACCAGAGGAGUUUGAUAAAUACAAAUAUGACUUUGGCUGUGACCCACCCGAAGCGAAACCCAAGCUAGAAGAAUAUCAGAAGGAGAUUGAUAAAUUCAACGCGAUGUACGAUGAAGUGUCUGCUCUACCGGGAGACUACUUGUGCAAUGGAUGGCUGAAGUUGGACUUACGUCGCCUCAACCAAGCUAUAAUGAAUAUUAUUUGCAAGUGGAGCAACCUUUACAAACAGAAUUUGAAGGACCAUGUGCAGACUAGCUUGGAUGACCUGGAGAAGUUCAUAGCGUAUGCCACAAAGGAGCUAUCGGUAGAACUAGGCGAAGAUGAUUACGAGGGUCUAUUGCAAGUGAUGAGAGUUCUUAAUGAGGUGAAGGCGAAGGUAGACGCCGGGACAGAGCAAAUGUUCGAACCGCUUAGGGAUAUUAUUUACGUUCUCAAGGAGUAUGGCGUUGAUUUCCCCGAAGAAACGUACGAACAGUUGGAUAUUUUGCCUGAAAAGUGGCGCAACUUAGUGAAGUUGGCGACGGUUAUGAAAAACACAGUAGCGCCGUUGCAGGCUGCGCAAGCGGCGCUUAUAGCCAAGAGAGUGGCUCUUACAAACUUGAGGCUCACUAUGUAUAGAGAUCAGUUCAAACUUAAAGAGAUGUUCCUAGAAAGCUGCAAGGAGCCGUACAGGCAGAUAGACAAAGUGCACAAAGAGCUUAUCGACUUUGAAGAUAUCGUUUCGAACUUGAAGAGAAGCUGUGCGUUGUUUGAUAUACAACCUCCAGAUGAGAAAUCCCUGAAGCAGUGUCGAAGGGAGCUGAAGCUUAUCAAACAACUUUGGGAUUACUACUACUUAGUUAUGGGAACAAUAGAGUUCUGGAAGAAGUCCCCGUGGAAGAAGAUAGAUGCUGAUGGUAUGGACCAAGAGUGUAAGAGGUUUACGAAGGAUAUGAGACAGCUGGAUAAGGAUAUGAGAGUAUGGGAGCCAUACAUCUCCAUUGAAGCAACAAUAAAGAAUUUGAUGACAUCAUUACGUGCAGUAACAGACUUACAGAAUCCAGCGAUUAAAGACAGACAUUGGGUAGAACUCAUGAUGGCUACUAAGGUUAAGUUUAAUAUAGACGAUGAUACUACACUAGCGGACUUACUAGCGCUUAACCUGCACAAGUACGAAGAAGAAGUUAAAACUAUUGUGGACAAGUCUGUCAAAGAAGCUGCUAUGGAGAAAACACUCAAGGAACUGGAAGCUACUUGGGCAAUCAUGGAGUUCGAUUACACAGUACAUGACAGAACUGGAUCCAAGUUACCAAAAGCCAGCGAAGAACUUGUCGAGACUCUUGAGGAUAACCAGAACCAAGUUCAAAACAUGAUGUCGUCCAAAUUCAUUGGUUUCUACGAGGCCGAGGUGACCGCUUGGCAGAAGAAACUUGGCACGGCCGAUGCAGUCAUUGCCAUUUGGUUUGAGGUGCAGCGAAAGUGGCAAUAUCUUGAGAGCAUCUUUGUCGGUUCUGAUGAUAUUCGUGCCCAACUGCCAGAAGAUUCAAAACGUUUUGAUACCAUCGAUAAGACAUUUAAAGAAUUAUUAAAAGACAUUGGAAAUACACCAAACGUUGUGCAAGCGACUAACAAGCCGGGUCUUCUCGAUAAGCUGGAAGAGCUGAUGAAGUCUCUCAACUUGUGCGAGAAAGCGCUCAAUAACUAUUUGGAGACCAAACGUUUGGCAUACCCUCGUUUCUACUUCGUGUCUUCGGCUGAUUUGUUGGAUAUUUUGUCAAAUGGCAACAAUCCGCCGGCGGUCGCGCGUCACCUGUCGAAGUUAUACGAUAACUUGGCUAAAUUAGUAUUCCCGAAACCUGGGAGCAAACACGCAAUUGAGAUGAUAUCCAAGGAGAAUGAAGAACAUGUUCCAUUUAAAGCACCCUGUUGCGAUUGUUCUGGCAAAGUUGAACUCUGGUUGAACCGGGUAACUGACUGCAUGCGAUAUACCCUACGGGAUAUAUUUGAGCACAGUGUUAAGUCGUACGAAGAUAAACCCCGUGAUGAGUGGGUGUUUGAUUGGCCCGCGCAGCCGGCGCUCGUGGGCACGCAGAUCUGGUGGACCACGGAAACUAAUCAGGCGUUUGAAAAACUUGAAGAAGGUUAUGAGGGCGCGCUUAAAGAUUACCAAAAGAAGCAGAUCACGCAGCUAAACGCUUUGAUUGUUCUACUACUUGGUGACUUGACUGUUGGCGACCGACAGAAGAUCAUGACGAUUUGUACGAUAGAUGUACACUCGAGAGAUGUUGUUGCCAAACUUAUUGUGGCUAAAGUGGAGACGUCGAAUGCCUUCCAAUGGCAAAGUCAAUUGAGACAUCGCUGGGAUCUGAAAUUGAACAAUUGCUAUGCAAACAUCUGCGACGCUCAAUUCCUCUACGAUUACGAAUACUUAGGAAACACACCGCGUCUUGUGAUUACACCUUUGACAGAUCGAUGUUAUAUUACUUUAACACAGAGUCUACAUUUAAUAAUGGGUGGUGCCCCCGCUGGUCCAGCUGGGACGGGUAAGACUGAAACUACAAAAGAUUUAGGAAGAGCGCUCGGUAUAAUGGUAUACGUGUUUAACUGCUCCGAACAAAUGGAUUACAAGUCCUGUGGAAAUAUAUAUAAAGGUCUCGCUCAAACUGGUGCCUGGGGUUGCUUCGACGAGUUCAAUCGUAUCUCUGUUGAAGUGCUUUCCGUAGUGUCAGUACAAGUUAAAAGUGUUCUCGACGCUAUAAAGGCUAAGAAAAAGAAAUUCGACUUUAUGGGAGAGUAUAUCACUCUUAUACCGACUAUUGGGAUGUUUAUCACUAUGAAUCCAGGUUACGCUGGAAGGACGGAAUUGCCGGAGAAUUUAAAAGCUUUGUUUAGGCCUUGUGCUAUGGUUGUACCUGACUUUGAAUUGAUUUGUGAAAUUAUGUUAGUCGCUGAGGGUUUCCAAGAAGCCAGACUGUUAGCUCGUAAAUUCAUUACUCUUUACACCUUAUGUAAGGAGCUAUUGUCCAAGCAAGACCAUUAUGAUUGGGGUCUGCGAGCCAUUAAGUCUGUCUUGGUCGUUGCUGGAUCACUCAAGAGAGGUGACCGCUUGCGACCGGAAGAUCAAGUACUCAUGCGAGCUCUAAGAGAUUUCAAUAUUCCCAAAAUUGUAACUGACGACAGGCCGGUGUUUAUGGGUCUUAUUGGCGAUUUGUUCCCGGCUUUGGAUGUUCCCAGGAAAAGGGACUUUGAUUUUGAAAAGAACUUGGUUGAUGGAGCUAUUUCUAUGAAGCUACAGCCGGAACCUGGGUUUAUAUUAAAGAUGGUACAACUUGUGGAAUUAUUUGCCGUUAGACACUCUGUGUUCAUUGACGGGUUUGCUGGUACGGGCAAAUCAAUGGUCUGGCAAUGUCUGAACAAAACAUAUCAUAUGCUUAAAUUGAAGCCGUUUUACAACGAUUUAGACCCUAAAGCAGUGACGAACGACGAGUUAUUUGGCAUAAUUAACCCUGCUACAAGAGAAUGGAAGGAUGGGUUGUUUUCUACUAUUAUGAGAGAUAUGGCUAACAUGCCAGGUGAUGGACCAAAGUGGAUUGUGUUGGAUGGCGACAUUGAUCCCAUGUGGAUUGAGAGUUUGAAUACAUUGAUGGACGAUAAUAAGGUAUUGACACUGGCAAGUAACGAACGAAUUGCUUUAACGAAAUCAAUGCGGCUCCUUUUUGAGAUCGCCACUCUUCGUACUGCAACACCCGCCACUGUUUCACGUGCAGGAAUUUUAUACAUUAAUCCACAGGACUUGGGCUGGAAUCCGUUUGUAGCAUCUUGGAUAGACACGACUCGCGAUGAUGAGUCGGAGAAGGCGAUGUUAACAAUAAUGUUUGACAAAUACAUACCCUCAUUACUCGAGUCUUGCAAGAAGUACAAACGAAUUACACCAUUAAGUGAACUGCAGCAGAUACAAUUGACAUGCUAUCUGCUUGAAUGUUUCCUGAACAAGAGCUUGUUGCCUUCGGAUUGUCCUAAGGAAUGGUACGAGACAUAUUUCGUAUUUUGCGUCGUUUGGGGAUUCGGAUCUGGUCUAUUCCAAGACCAGCUGGUGGAUUGGCGGAAUGAGUUCAGCAAAUGGUUCUGCAAUGAAUUCAAACAAAUUAAAUUUCCAUCGACUGGCAAUGUUUUUGGAUUUUUCAUAGAUCCAGAAACGAAGAAAUGGGCACCUUGGACCGAGAAAGUUGAACAUUUUGAAUUGGAUCCAGAAAUACCCUUACAGUCGUGCCUCGUAUCAACAUCAGAAACGACUCGUAUAAGAUUCUUCAUGGACCUUCUGAUAGCGAAACAGAAGCCUGUAAUGUUGGUCGGGAGUGCGGGUAGUGGCAAAACUGUAAGCGUUGCGGCCAAACUGAAUUCGUUGUCUGAUAGCUUCGCUAUCACCAAUGCUCCACUCAACUUUUACACUACUUCAGAAAUGAUUCAAAAAGUUCUCGAGAAGCCAUUGGAAAAGAAAUCGGGUCGUAACUUUGGUCCUCCUGGCAGUAAGUUUAUGAUUUACUUUGUGGAUGACUUGAACAUGCCCGAAGUAGACACAUAUGGAACAGUGCAACCGCAUACGCUGAUUCGGCAAUUUAUGGAUUAUAAACAUUGGUACGACAGACAAAAGUUAUCUCUUAAAGACAUAUCCAAUUGCAUGUUUGUCUCUUGUAUGAAUCCAACGGCUGGUUCUUUCACAAUAGAUCCACGUUUGCAAAGGCACUUCUGUACGUUUGCAGUCAGUUUUCCCGGCUUGGACGCAUGUUUCCACAUCUACAAGCAAAUCAUAUCGCAGCAUAUGGCCAACCCUCUCAACAAAUUCGGAAUUGUGGUUCAAAAGUACAGCGAGAAUCUCGUUAAUGCUGCCUUGGCGCUUCAUAACAAGCUUGCCUCGACGUUCUUACCCACAGCCAUCAAGUUCCAUUACAUAUUUAAUUUGCGUGAUCUUUCUAAUAUAUUCCAGGGAAUCUUAUUCACAACUGGAGAUGCAAUAAAAUUCCAAUCUGAGUUAAUUAGGUUGUGGAUGCACGAAGCAACCCGUGUGUACUCCGACAAACUGGUGGAUUCUAUUGACAAUGAAACCUUUAAUAAACUCAUCGUGGAAGUAAUUAAGAAGAAUUGCGAGGACUACGACGAGAAUGUCGUAUUUGAGAAGCCACUCAUUUACUGUCACUUCGCUGAGGGUAUUGGAGACCCGAAAUAUUUCCCAAUUAGGGAUUGGGCACAGAUCAAAAAGUUACUGGAUGAGUCAUUAUCAAGUUACAAUGAUCUCGUGGCGACAAUGAAUCUUGUGCUCUUUGAAGACGCAAUGUACCAUAUAUGCAGAAUCAAUCGCAUUCUGGAAGCACCCCGAGGUAAUGCUCUGUUGGUGGGAGUUGGUGGUUCUGGGAAACAAUCUUUGUCCAGAUUGUCUGCUUUUAUAUCUUCACUUGAAGUUUUCCAAAUACAACUCCGCAAAGGAUACAGCAUCAAUGACUUGAAAGUUGAUCUUGCGGGUCUAUACAUCAAGGCUGGCUUAAAGAACAUUGGCAAUGUGUUUCUGAUGACGGACGCUCAAGUGGCCGAAGAACGCUUCUUGGUUUUGAUCAAUGACUUAUUAGCAUCAGGAGAGAUACCAGAAUUAUUAGCCGAUGAUGAAAUCGAAAAUAUUAUCAAUGGUGUCAGAGGAGAGACCAAAGCCUCAGGCGUGCCAGAUACAAGGGAGAAUUGCUGGAAAUUCUUCAUCAAUCGUGUUAGGACUAUGCUAAAGGUGGUGCUAUGUUUCUCGCCAGUAGGCGCAACUUUGCGUAUACGAGCGCGAAAGUUCCCGUCCAUAGUAAACUGUACUGCUAUCAAUUGGUUUCACGAGUGGCCGAAAGAGGCUCUGCGCUCCGUAUCUACGAGGUUUUUGAAUGAAGUCGAAGCCUUACCGCGAGAUCUAAUGGAGCCAGUGGCGAAUUUCAUGUCUCACGUACAUCAAAGUGUGAACCAAAUGUCAGCUGUUUAUUUCCAAAAUGAACGGCGAUACAACUACACGACACCAAAGACGUUCUUGGAGCAGAUAUCGUUGUAUAGCAAGUUGUUGACUGAGAAGACAACCAACUUGAAGAUGAUGAUAGAAAGACUUGAAAAUGGUUUGGAGAAGCUCGCGUCGUGCGCUGCUGAUGUAGCUGUGUUAAAGGUAACACUCGCAGAACAAGAGAUAAUAUUAAAAGUUAAGAAUAAAGCGGCCGAAGAGUUGAUUGAUGUGGUUGGAGCUGAAAGUGAAAAGGUCUCCAAAGAAAAGGCUUUCGCUGCGGAAGAAGAAAAGAAAGUAAAAGUGAUAGAAGAAGAUGUAACGAUUAAGGCCAAAAUUUGUGCGGAUGAUCUGGCCAAAGCAGAGCCGGCACUAUUAGCCGCACAAGAGGCUCUUAACACAUUAAACAAAAACAAUCUCACCGAGUUGAAGGCCUUUGGGUCCCCACCGGACGCCGUGGUCACUGUGACGGCUGCCGUACUUGUGCUGUUCUCGAAAAAGGGUAAAUUACCUAAGGAUAGAUCGUGGAAAGCUUGCAAGUUAAUGAUGAACAAAGUUGAUCAAUUUUUGUACGACCUGGUGUACUAUGACAAAGAAAACAUACAUCCGGAUGUUAUAAAGGCAGUUCAACCCUACAUAAAGAAUCCAGACUUCAACGCUGAGUUCAUAAUGUCCAAGUCAGCUGCAGCCGCGGGGCUGUGUUCGUGGGUCAUAAAUAUUGUGAAGUUCUACGACGUGUACGUAGUGGUAGAACCCAAGAGAAGGGCUCUCAAUGCUGCCAACGCCGAACUGCAAGCUGCGAGGGACAAGCUGGCCUUCCUAACUGAACAGAUUAGUGAAUUAGAAGAAAAGUUAGCAGAACUUAUGAAGGCUUUCCAAGAAGCUGUCAAUGAGAAGAUGAAAUGUCAAGCGGAGGCCGAUGCCACCAACGCCACAAUUGACCUGGCGAAUCGCCUUGUCAACGGAUUGGCUUCUGAGAAAAUUAGAUGGUCAGCGACGGUAGUGAAUCUAAAGGAAUCUGGAGUAAUGUUACCGGGUGAUGUGUUAGUGGUGACGGCGUUUAUCUCCUACGUAGGUUGUUUCAUGCGACGAUAUCGAAUGAUGCUGAUGAACGAUGACUGGAUACCAACCCUCGCUAAGACCAAUCCCAAAAUAGAAACAACAGAAGGGCUAGACCCCUUAUCAAUGUUGACUGACGAUGCUCAAAUUGCGUGUUGGAAUAAUGAGGGCCUACCAACAGACUCCAUGAGUACUGAGAACGCUACGAUCCUUACGAAUUCAGCCAGAUGGCCUCUGAUGAUAGAUCCCCAAUUACAAGGAAUAAAAUGGAUAAAAUCGAAAUUUGGCGACGCAUUGGUUGUGAUUCGUCUGACUCAGAAAAAUUACAUAGACCGCAUUGAACGUGCUGUUAGUAAUGGAGAUGCGGUCCUCUUGGAGAAUAUAGGGGAGACCGUGGAUGCUGUGCUGGAUCCCUUAUUGGGACGUGUGCUUAUAAGGAAGGGGCGUGUGCUUAAGAUUGGUGAUAGAGAAAUCGAUUACCAUGCAAAUUUCCGUCUUAUCAUACAAACUAAACUGGCAAAUCCGCAUUAUCAGCCGGAGAUGCAGGCGCAAUGCACUCUCAUUAACUUCACUGUAACAAAGGACGGUUUAGAAGAGCAGCUCCUAGGCGAAGUGGUCAAAGCGGAAAGACCAGACUUGGAAAGACUUCGUGCCGGACUCACGAAACAGCAGAAUGACUUUAAGAUCACGCUUAAGAGUCUCGAAGACGACCUCUUAAAGCGUCUUUCGUCUGCCGGUCCCGACAUUUUGAGUGAUUCGGCGCUAGUUAUCAAUUUAGAGACCACGAAGAAGACUGCUGCCGAUAUUGAAAUAAAGGUGGAAGAGGGAAAGGUGACAGCUGUCAAAAUUGACGAAGCCCGUGAAAGAUAUCGACGCGCUGCCGCCCGCGCAUCUCUCUUAUACUUCAUACUAAAUGACAUAUAUAAGAUCAAUCCGAUGUACCAAUUCUCUUUGAAAGCCUAUAGCGUAGUGUUUAAGGAUGCGUUGGCUCGAGCAGAUCAAGCUGAAGAUUUAGAGGGGCGCGUGCGCAACUUGCUCGACAGCAUCACAUUCGCCGUCUUUGUGUAUACGAGUCGAGGGCUCUUCGAAAGGGAUAAGCUGGUGUUCCUCUUCCUUAUAACAUUGCAGGUACUGCAAAGCGAAGGAAAGGUAGAUCCUCGUGAAUUAGAUUUCUUACUAAAGUACGCGGUCGCACCAGAAGUGUCACCGUACAGUUGGCUUUCAAACAACUCGUGGGGUGGAAUAGUGGCACUUUCUAAGAUGGACGCCUUUGAGAACCUCGAUAGAGAUAUCGAAGGAGCUACGAAAAGAUGGCAAAAAUAUACGGACGGAGAGGCCCCAGAAAGAGAUAAAUUGCCAGGAGAAUGGAAAAAUAAGACGUCACUACAAAGACUCUGUAUCCUUCGGGCUCUGCGACCUGAUAGGAUGUCAUAUGCGUCGGGGGCAUUUUGUGAAGAGAACCUCGGGACAAAAUAUGUUGAAGCUCGAACGCCUCCGUUAGAAAAAUCCUAUCAAGAAAGUACAUCUACUACCGCCAUGUUCUUUAUCCUGUCUCCCGGAGUUGAUCCUCUAAAGGAUCUAGAAAAGUUAGGUAGAAAACUUGGCUUCUCUACGGAUAAGAAGAACUUCCACAUCGUAUCAUUAGGCCAAGGACAGGAAGUGGUGGCUGAAGAGGCCAUGGGCGUGGCCUCGGUUAAUGGUGAUUGGGUGAUAUUACAAAACAUUCACUUGGUUGCCAAAUGGCUUGCGACGCUUGAAAAGAAAAUGGAGGAAACGUUCGAAAAUCCAUUACCGGAAUACAGAUUAUAUUUGAGCGCGGAACCAGCCGGUGAUCCAGCUUAUCACAUAAUUCCUCAAGGUAUCCUUGAGUCUGCUAUCAAAAUAACCAAUGAACCGCCAAUUGGAAUGUGGGCUAACUUGCAUAAGGCACUGGACAAUUUCAGUCAAGAGACGUUAGAAAUGUGCAGCAAAGAGGCGGAAUUUAAGUCCAUACUAUUUGCUUUGUGUUACUUCCACGCUGUAGUCGCUGAAAGGAGGAAAUUCGGCCCGCAAGGAUGGAAUAGGUCGACGGCGAGUGCCAGUUAGCCCAAGGUUUUAUUUCUCCGCCAAAUUCAGACUAUGUGAGCUACCACCAGUACAUUGACGACUUCCUACCAGACGAGACACCCUAUUUGUACGGACUGCAUCCAAAUGCUGAGAUCGGUUAUUUGACCACAGUUUC
Pieris napi is the source of this 9995-nucleotide messenger RNA. Its product is annotated as dynein beta chain, ciliary-like. The transcript is spliced from 57 exons. Gene Ontology annotation, cellular component: dynein complex. The record is from RefSeq and is a predicted model, not a curated record. The coding region runs from base 218 to 9859 and encodes 3213 amino acids. Gene Ontology annotation, molecular function: ATP binding; minus-end-directed microtubule motor activity; dynein light intermediate chain binding. Gene Ontology annotation, biological process: microtubule-based movement. Lineage: Eukaryota; Metazoa; Arthropoda; Insecta; Lepidoptera; Pieridae.